Molecule: messenger RNA, 1558 nt
Organism: Ornithodoros turicata
Lineage: Eukaryota; Metazoa; Arthropoda; Arachnida; Ixodida; Argasidae
Gene: DMAP1
Product: DNA methyltransferase 1-associated protein 1-like
Exons: 12
Coding region: 122-1510 (462 amino acids)
Biological process (GO): DNA repair; negative regulation of transcription by RNA polymerase II; chromatin remodeling
Cellular component (GO): Swr1 complex; NuA4 histone acetyltransferase complex; nucleus
Molecular function (GO): transcription corepressor activity
Source: RefSeq, a predicted model, not a curated record
UGGCCGCUUACUUGGUCGAAAUGUAGCGUUCGCCUUUGGACCUGUGACAGCUACUCUGAGUAGUUCAUUUGACUAAGCUUAUUGUAUUUGUAUCGGAGCAUAAACUACAGACGUUGGGAAAAUGAGCGACGUCUUGGACAUCCUGGACAUCGACCGUCCAAGCACGCCAGAAAUCAGCAAAGAAACCAUAAUGGGGACUGAUGCUCGAAGGAAUAAAAUGGUGCAAAAGCGCAAGCUAAUCGAAGCCACCUUCAAACGUCCCGAGGGCAUGCACAGGGAACUGUAUGCCCUGCUCUGUUCAGAUGCGAGAGACAACCCUCCGCUGCUGCCUACCGACUCAUCGCAGGGCUACAAGCAAAACAAGGCAAAAUUAGGCAUAAAGAAAGUUCGGCCUUGGCGAUGGAUGCCCUUUGCAAAUCCUGCUCGCAAGGAUGGUGUCAUGCUGCAUCACUGGAGACGAGUAGCUGACGAAGGAAAAGAAUAUCCGUUUGCAAACUUCAACAAGCAAGUGCACGUGCCAACCUACUCUGGUGCAGAAUACCAGCAGCACCUGACGAGUAACAGCUGGACGAGAGCGGAGACCGAUUACCUGCUGGAGAUGUGUCGUCGCUUCGAUCUGCGUUUCCUCGUCGUCCGCGAUCGCUGGGACACAACACGCUUUGCAAGACGCUCAGUGGAAGACCUGAAAGAGCGCUACUACAACAUCUGCAAUGCACUGGCACGAGCAAGGGCCCCUCCGGGACAGGAACCAAAGACACGAGGUUUCGAUGCCGACCAUGAACGGCGUCGUAAAGAACAGCUCAACAAACUGUACAACCGCACAACCGAGCAAGUGGAAGAGGAGCAGAUGCUGCUCAACGAGCUCCGCAAGAUCGAACUGCGCAAGAAAGAACGUGAGAAGAAGACGCAAGACCUGCAGAAACUCAUCACGGCAGCGGAUAACAGUGCUGAGGCGCGCAGGGUGGAGCGGAAGGGUCCCAAGAAGAAGAUUAAUCUGCAGAAGAACAGCAAGACAGAUGCUACAUCUAUCGAAUCUGCAGGUAUCAGGUUCCCAGACUUCAAAACAUGUGGGGUAUCUCUCAGGAGUCAUAGGAUGAAGCUGCCAGCAUCCGUUGGCCAGAAGAAAACCAAAGCCAUCGAACAGUUACUACAAGAACUGGGCGUGGAGUUGAACCCAACUCCGACCGAAGACGUAUGCCAGCACUUCAAUGAGCUACGUAACGACAUGGUCCUACUGUACGAGCUGAAAAUGGCUCUCGCCACCUGCGAGUAUGAGCUGCAGACACUCCGGCACCAGUAUGAAGUCCUCGCUCCAGACAAGGUAAUCGAAAUGCCAGUUCCUGCAUCUAGUCCCACACUGUUGCUGGAAACAGCAAAAGUCGAUUCACCAUCGAAAGGGAAGGGUAUCUCUGAAAUCAUCGACGUGGGUGGCACGGCUGGUACUCCAAACCGCAAGAGGAGAGCCGCAAUUGAGCAAAGCAACCUUCUGAAGAAAUUCAAAAAGAUGUAGAUCUGCCGAGGCCUUUGUGAAAUAAAGUACGUGACACUUCAAAUUUCA